UGCAUCUCUGAUUCUACUUGCGAGAGUUGGAUUAGCAUUUCUCUCCGGCAAUUUUGGUUGGUCAGGCUCAGGUAUCGUAUUGUCGUAUCGCAAGAGAGAGAGAGAGCGAGCGAGCAUCUGCGGACUGCGGCGAACCAGAAAGAAAGGAGCCAAGGAGAAAUGGCUAAAUCGCUGCUGAUUCGUCCUUACGUAUUCUCUGCAUUCCGAACACCACUCCUCCGCCGCUCCUUUAAUUGUUUUCAAGCGAGACCAUUUGUUUCUCCAAGCGUGCUCGAGAAAACCCAUGUCUCAUCUACUAGCAAUACUCAAAUUCGUGGCGUUCCAUUUCAUUGGACUAAAUUCGGAAGUGUUUCUCAUCGGAGAUUCAGCGUUGGAGCAACCCAGGUCAACGAUUCAGGCGCAAUCGACUCUCCUUUGAUGAAAUCAAUGGAGAAGAAGAUCAAGGAGCAGCUAAAUGCAGAUUUGGUCAUUGUCAAGGAUGCUUAUGGGGAUGGUCGCCAUGUGAGCAUUGAUGUUGUCUCCUCAGCCUUUGAAGGACAAUCUGCUGUGAAUAGGCAGAGGAUGGUUUACAAAGCAAUAUGGGAAGAGCUACAGAGCACUGUACAUGCAGUUGACCAGAUGACCACAAGAACCCCUACUGAAGCAUCUGAGGAUUGAUAUAACAUAUCCUAGAAGGAACAGUUAAUGCAAAUUUUAUUUUAGCUUUCUUUGAGGAAGUUAAACUUGUUUUUCACUGAAGUUACUAUUAAUUUCUCCCAGUUUAUUCAAUUCUCUGAAGGGUUGCCACCAACACAUCAUAUGGUCUUAAGAUGUAGACUCAAAGUCAUCAUUGGCUUGGGUUGCUUUAUGGUGAUGGAAUAUUGUUCACCAAACCUGAUCAUUGAUGGAACUUCCUCCACUUGAACGGGCCCUUCUACCUUUCCCAGUUGUGUUUUUAUCCUUUUGUCCAGCA
Nelumbo nucifera (sacred lotus) is the source of this 952-nucleotide messenger RNA. RefSeq names its product BolA-like family protein. Gene Ontology annotation, cellular component: chloroplast. NCBI's taxonomy places the organism in Eukaryota, Viridiplantae, Streptophyta, Magnoliopsida, Proteales, Nelumbonaceae. The record is from RefSeq and is a predicted model, not a curated record. Gene Ontology annotation, biological process: iron-sulfur cluster assembly.